AAACCUAUCCUUAACCAGAUUUAUAUAUAUAUUAUUCCUUGUAUCUUUGCUCCGCGGUAGUGCAUUUCGAACCGCCGCCAGACUGUAACCAUAUGGCGGAUUUACGGGUAGACGAUGAGAUUUCUGACGAGUGUCCGGUGAAGCAAGUGGACCUCACGGUGCCGAAGACCGACGACCCGACGAUGCCGGUGCUGACGUUCAGAAUGUGGGUUUUGGGGCUGACUUCGUGCGUCUUGUUGGCCUUCGUUAACCAGUUCUUCUGGUACCGAGCGGAGCCGCUGAGCAUCACGUCGAUCUCUGCCCAGAUCGCCGUCGUGCCGGUCGGCCACCUGAUGGCUCGAACCAUCACGAAGCGGGUGUUUCUGGAGGGGACUCGCUGGGAGUUCACGUUGAAUCCUGGUCCGUUUAACGUUAAAGAGCAUGUUCUGAUCACGAUCUUCGCCAACGCCGGCGCCGGCAGCGUCUACGCCACGCAUAUUCUCAGUGCCAUUAAGCUCUUCUACAAGAAGCACUUGACCUUCUUCCCAGCGUUGAUCAUCAUGGUUACUACACAGGUUUUGGGGUUCGGAUGGGCAGGGCUUUUCAGGAAAUAUCUAGUGGAGCCGGGGGAGAUGUGGUGGCCUGGUAAUCUGGUUCAAGUCUCAUUAUUCAGGGCUUUACAUGAGAAGACAGGGAGGCCUAAGGGUGGGACAACAAGGACUCAAUUCUUCCUCAUGGCCUUCAUCUGUGGUUUUGCGUACUACAUUUUUCCCGGCUUUCUUUUCCCACUGUUAACCUCGUUCUCUUGGGUCUGUUGGCUGGCUCCCAAAUCGGUACUAGUCCAACAAUUAGGCUCUGGCUUCCAAGGCCUCGGCAUUGGCAGCCUAGGCUUUGACUGGUCUGCGAUUGCAUCAUAUCUCGGGAGCCCUUUAGCUAGCCCCUGGUUUGCCACAGCCAAUGUUGCCGUCGGAUUCUUCUGUGUGAUGUACGUUUUAACCCCCAUGAGCUACUGGCUCAAUGCGUACAACGCCAAAAACUUCCCCUUAUUCUCCAAUGACCUUUUCAUGUCAAAUGGUUCAGUAUACGAUAUAUCAAAGAUAGUCGACUCCAACUUUCGUCUUGAUGUGACUGCCUAUGCAAAAUACGGGCAGUUACACAUGAGCACCUUCUUUGCCAUGACAUAUGGCUUUGGAUUCGCCACGCUCUCUGCAACUCUUGUCCAUAUCCUACUCUUCCACGGAAGAGAUUUGUGGAAGCAAAGCAGAAGCUCGUUCGGAUCACACAUGAAAUUGGACAUACACGGCAGGCUUAUGAAGGCGUACAAAAGGGUCCCUACUUGGUGGUUUCUCGCCAUUCUGGCGGUGAACAUUGCUGCUAUCUUGUUUGCUUGUAGCUAUUAUAGUAACACAAUUCAAUUGCCUUGGUGGGGUGUUCUGCUGGCUUGUGCCAUUGCCUUGUUCUUCACUUUGCCAAUUGGAGUCAUCACUGCCACCACAAACCAGCAACCAGGGUUAAACAUCAUCACAGAGUACAUUAUUGGUUAUAUGUAUCCAGAGCGCCCCGUCGCCAAUAUGUGCUUUAAGGUCUAUGGAUACAUUAGCAUGACUCAAGCUUUAACAUUUCUAGCAGACUUCAAGCUUGGCCACUACAUGAAGAUUCCACCAAGAGCAAUGUUCAUAGCACAGGUCGUGGGAACGCUUGUUUCAGUUAUUGUCUACCAAUCAACUGCAUGGUGGCUGAUGGGAACCAUCCCCCACCUCUGUGACACCGAAUUUCUGCCUCCUAACAGUCAGUGGACAUGCCCAAUGGACCAUGUAUUUUACGAUGCCUCCGUCAUCUGGGGCCUUGUCGGGCCACGCAGAAUUUUUGGGAACCUUGGUCCGUACUCGAAAGUCAACUGGUUUUUCUUUGGUGGUGCCAUUGCCCCUUUGAUAGUCUGGCUAGUUCACUUGAAAUUUCCUAAGAAGAACUGGAUCCGGAAAAUCCACAUGCCAGUCUUGCUAGGCGCCACGUCGAUGAUGCCCCCAGCUACUGCAGUGAAUUACACCAGUUGGAUCAUUGUUGGGUUCUUGUCUGGCUAUGUUCUUUUCAGGUACCAUCCAAAAUGGUGGGAACGGUACAACUAUGUUCUUUCUGGAGGGCUUGAUGCGGGGACGGCGUUUAUGUCAGUGCUGAUCUUCAUCUCUCUGCAGCUGCCUGGAGUUCAGCUCAAUUGGUGGGGUGGUACUUCAGAUAAGUGCCCGUUGGCUUCUUGUCCAACUGCCAAGGGAAUCUCCGUUGAAGGUUGUCCAGUAUUCUAAUCUUAGAGCAACAUCGAUUUCACCCAGCAUUUCACUUGAUUCUUUUUAAAAAAAAAAAAAAAAAAAAAAUUGUCUUU
Molecule: messenger RNA, 2356 nt
Organism: Diospyros lotus (date-plum)
Lineage: Eukaryota; Viridiplantae; Streptophyta; Magnoliopsida; Ericales; Ebenaceae
Product: oligopeptide transporter 6
Exons: 6
Coding region: 93-2279 (728 amino acids)
Biological process (GO): transmembrane transport
Molecular function (GO): oligopeptide transmembrane transporter activity
Source: RefSeq, a predicted model, not a curated record